Molecule: messenger RNA, 735 nt
Organism: Lizanozyma spartinae
Lineage: Eukaryota; Fungi; Ascomycota; Pichiomycetes; Serinales; Debaryomycetaceae
Gene: EXM2
Product: Exm2p
Exons: 1
Coding region: 1-735 (244 amino acids)
Biological process (GO): mRNA splice site recognition
Cellular component (GO): U1 snRNP; U2-type prespliceosome
Molecular function (GO): mRNA binding
Source: RefSeq, a predicted model, not a curated record
AUGAGUUAUACGGCAGCUGAAGAACAAAGGAAACGGUUGGAACAACUCAUGGGCAAAGAAGCACUCAUUUAUACCUCUGUCCGACGGAAAGACCCAGAGAUGACAUCCCACAGAGUGUGUAAGGCAUUCCUAGUUGGAUCAUGUCCCUACGAUAUGUUUACAGGAACAAAGCAAGAUUUGGGUAAAUGUCCCCAAUUACAUUUGGAGAAGCAUAAGCUUGAAUAUGAAUAUCGGACCAAGCAAUUAGGUGAGUCCUUCCCUGAGUUCGAACGAGAGUAUUAUAUGGUUUUAUCCAAGUUUAUCAAUGAGUUAGAUAAGACAUUAGAGGUUGCCCAAAAGAGGUUGGAGCAUACUCCAGAGGAAAAGGAGAAGAUUAUUCAAGUUACUAAAGAACUUGAUCAAUUGGAUACACUGAUUGGGUUGAUCACCAAAGAAUUGGAAUAUUUAAUGAAUGUUAAUGAGCCGUUGAAGACGUUGAAGGAAGCUCAAAAACUUGAACAGGUUCUCAAACAACGGGAAAAAGUCGCUGAGACAGCUAGAGGAAUAGUAGAGAAUAUUGGACAAACAUCCCAACAAAAAUUACAAGUAUGUGAAGGAUGUGGAGCUUAUUUAUCUCGGUUAGAUAGUGAUAGACGGUUGGCUGAUCAUUUUGUUGGUAAGAUACAUUUAGCAUAUGUUUCAAUGAGACAAACGUAUGAUGAAUUGAAUCAUAAAUAUAAACGAAUGGGAGUUUAA